AUGUCGACAUCUAUCUCGUACGCCAACGUUGCUGCUAAAGGUACUUCUGUUUCAACUGAAACUGAUUCAAAAUCUGUUAAAGUACCUUCAACUGAAUCUUCUCAAGAAAUUAUUGCUUCUCCUACUAGUUCUGAAUCUAUUCCAGUUAAUUCAUCUCCAAUUCCUACUUCAUCUUCAAUUUCAACUUCCACUUCAACUUCAAAUUUAGAUACUUCAAAUGAACCUGUUAGUACUGAAAAAUCAAAUACUACAACAAAUACUACUAAAAAAGAAAAGAAAGUAUUACAACCAGCUCCUGUGCCUUCUAAAUCUGUUUGGGGUAAUCCAUCUGGUCAUCAAUUAAAUGGUUCAACUACUGCUCCACCUGCUACUUCUGCUACAACUUCAACUGUAGAUGAACAAAAAUGGCCAACUCCUACUAAGAUAGUAGAAAGUCAAUCAUCUAAUAAAUCAAAUCAACAAAAAUUCAUUAAACCAAUCACUAAUAAAUGGGUACCUAUAAAUGCUAAAGUUGUAUUACCAAGUCCUAGAAAUUCUAAUAAUAAUACAGGUCAUAAUAAUAAUAAUAAUAAUAAUAACUCUAAGCAAAAUAGAAAUAGAAAGAAUAAGAAUACUUCCUCCUCAUCUUCCAAUACUAAUAAUACUACUGAAAAUAAUGGAAAUAAUAGUAGGUCAGGUUCUCAAGGUAAUCAAAGAAAAUCUAAUUCAAACAAUCAAUCAUCUAAUAAUGAAUCAAAGAAAGAUCAAUCAUCUAAUGUAGUUGAAUCUAAAGUUUCUCCUCAAGUUGAAACUAAUUCUCCUGUUACUUCUUCGAUUAGUACAUCAUCUCCAUCAAUAUCAGAAGAUUCUACUAAGAAAUCUACUGUACAAACUUCUAAUGCUGCUGCUACUGCUGAAGUUACUACUGAAUCAUCAUCUGAUAUUCCUCCUGUUUCUGUAGAUACUGAAUCCACCACUGAAUUUAUUCCAAAAAAUACUUCUAAUGCUGCUCCAGAAGAAAAUGGAAGUAAUGAAACUUCUACUCAUCCUUCAAAUCAAUUUAAUAAUCAACAACAGUAUAAUCCUCAAUACCAAAAGUAUAAUAAUAAUAAUAAUAAUAAUAAUGGAUCUGCUAAUCAUCAAAAGAAUUACAGACGUUAUAAUAACAAUAAUAACAAUGGUAUUGCCAACAAUGGUAAUAAUAAUUCCAAUAACAAUGGUAAUUUAAAUGUUAAUCAAUAUAAUAAAAGAUUUAACAAUUAUAAUAAUAAUCAAAUUCCACCUCAAGCUCAACAAAAUGGAUAUUACCAUCAACAACAAUUUGUUCCAAAUCAACCUCCAUUUCAACCUUAUAAUAAUAGACAGUUCAGACCUCAAAGAAAUUCAAAUGGAUAUAAUCGUCAUCAAGUUCAAAAUGGUGGAUAUCGUAAUGGAUCUGUUGGUUUACCACAAAUUCCUCAACCAAUUAUUGGUUAUCCACCUCAUCUUCUUGGUCAACCACCAAUUGCUGUUCAAAUCCCACCUCCAAUUUCACCAAAGCAAGAUCCUCAACAAGCUUUAAUUCAACAAAUUGAUUAUUAUUUCUCAUUAGAUAAUUUAAUUAGAGAUAUCUUUUUAAGAAAGAAUAUGGAUGAAGAAGGUUGGGUUCCAUUAGAAUUAAUUUUAAAUUUUAAGAGAGUUAAAAUUAUAAUUAAUGGUAUUCAAAAUUCAUUAGAAAAUGAAAUUGAAAGUAACAGUAUAAUAUUAGAUGCUGUUAAGAAAUGUAACAAUUUAGAAAUUAAAUACUUGACUGAACCAGCUCAAGCUGCUAAGGAUGUCAAGUUAAGAACUAAGGGAAACUAUGAACAAUGGUUAUUACCAGUUGAAAAUUAA
This is a messenger RNA of Scheffersomyces amazonensis, 1851 nucleotides long. RefSeq lists its product as uncharacterized. Gene Ontology annotation, molecular function: RNA binding. NCBI's taxonomy places the organism in Eukaryota, Fungi, Ascomycota, Pichiomycetes, Serinales, Debaryomycetaceae. Bases 1 to 1851 code for a protein of 616 amino acids. The transcript has a single exon. The record is from RefSeq and is a predicted model, not a curated record.